CCGCAACAGCGGGUGACGAGAAGGGGCCACGAUGGGAAAAGGGGAGGCGAUGUGAUGCGACAGGGACGGUGGCAAGGACUGCAGGUGCUGCUGGCGCAUCUGUCGCGGUUGGCGCUGGUUUGCAUCACUGUCGCGGUUGGUGCUGGUCGGCGCGGAUGUCGCUGCUGGUGCUGGUCGUUGGCGGAUGGCGGCUGGUUCGAAGGCGGAUCCGUUGGCUCGCAGGCUGGUGGGUCCUUCGGCGGGUGA
This is a messenger RNA of Closterium sp. Naga37s-1, 246 nucleotides long. The record is from the annotation of a GenBank genome assembly. NCBI's taxonomy places the organism in Eukaryota, Viridiplantae, Streptophyta, Zygnematophyceae, Desmidiales, Closteriaceae.